AUGCACGAGCCGCGGCUCUCUCUUAGGAGGGUCGUCGGCACCACUUGUCGCUCCCCGACGGGCUUUGAUACUGUCAAUUCCUCCUUUGCCUACAUUGCUGGGGGUGCCGUUGUGGUCGUCGAUGUCGACGGCCAGCUUUAUUCACAGCGUUUCUACAGAGCUCGUCCUACAGCUGUGCCCAUGUAUUCAGUAUCAAGUUCGCAGAAUGCUCCUUCAACUCCGAUUGUAACGACGCCUAAAGCCAAUGACAGCCGCAAUCGAGUGGCUCUAAACUGCAGGGAUUCGGGAUGCAGCCCGGUGGACUGGGCGACUGAUCCGCCGAGCGGUUCCAGAACGUGGACAAGCCGGGAGAGGAUCAAAGCUGCUACGUGCCUAGCUUUGAGUCCGGAUGGCAGGUAUCUGGCAGUGGGUGAGACUGGAUAUGCCCCCCGAGUCUUGAUUUUCAGCCUUCUGGACGCGUCGUCGGACACGCCGCUAGUCUCUAUCAGCGAGCAUGCGUUUGGGGUCACGGCGGUCGCUUGGUCUGAAGAUUCCAAAUACCUUGCGUCGCUCGGCGCCGCCAACGAUGGCUUCCUCUUCGUCUGGAAGAUUGACCCACGAACUGGAGCUGCCAAGCUCUUUCGGCAAAACAGAUGCACCUCAUUUGUCAAAGACAUGGUUUGGAUUGGUAACAGUCUCAUUACCUUGGGUGUGCGCCACGUCAAGGCGUGGAAAAUUGAGGAUGGAACCUCUGUCUCGCCGACCAAGUCCAAGUUUUCGGGUGAUGCGACGCCAUCCACCCCAACAUCACAAAAGACCUUGCCUGGCCGAAAUAUGCUUUUGGGCAGCUUGUUGGACGCCACUUUUAGUUGUGCUGCCGUUGACGGCAAGAGUCUUAUUCUCUGCACAGAGGCUGGUGAUGUCUGCAUCCUCGAUGAUGACGAUAGGCAGAUGAAAUUGACAAAAGUCUUGAACCUGGAGUUCACCAUCACAACAAUCACAAUUCGUAACAACGUUGCAUAUGUUGGCGGCAAAGAUGGCCAUUUUGCAACACUUGAUGUUGAAGGCGUCAUGGAUGGCUGCGCAGCGAGUGUUUUGACGACCAGCCAAACAUCGGCUGGUGUUGUCGCUCUCGGUUUUCUUCCGCAUAAGUUGGUGACCAUUGAUUCAAAGCAGUCAAUUGAUAUUUGGAAUCCCGACUAUUUACCCGGACAACCUGUCGAAGCUGUCGCUCAUAUCCCGAUUCCUGGGCAUGGAGAACCCAUCAUCGGCGUUCAUUCGUUGUAUCGACCGAACAAGGCAAACGCUGCCUUUGUCACCUGGUCUGCGUCAGGCAACGUAACGUUUUGGGAUGUAGAUGGACAGGUCAAGCUGACUCUCGAUGUCCCUGUCGACAAUUCAGAUUCAGACAAUGAGCUCGCUUUGCCAAACCAGCUCACGAGCGCCCGCACCACAAAGAGUGGAAAGCUACUAGUUACAGCGGAUCGUCAGGGAAUCGUGAAAGUCGUCGACGUAGAUUCCAAGGACUACCUUUUGGAUAUCAAGGCACAUUCAUCAGACUGUCUUUGCAUCAGUAUAUAUGACGAGGAGUCGAAGUUUCUUAUGGCCUGCUGCGGCAGAGACCGGACUGCCCAGUUAUUUCACCGACUCUCCACCGGUCGGAUUGAGCAUUUCCAGACUCUUGAGUUUGCUGCAAAGGUUAUCCAGGUGCUCAUCCCGGCAGAUGACAAAGUCAUCACGUGUUCACUUGACCGUACGUUGCAGGUACACGACAUCGUCUCCCGAGAGGGAGAGCCUGAUAUUAUUGCAGCCAUUCCCUCCAAGGUUAUUUCUUUAAAAUCAUCACCUACUUCAAUGACCAUGGGUUCAGACAACAGGACUAUUUUUGUUUCUUCUUUGGAUCGGUCCAUUUACCAAUACGACUUGGCAAGUGGUAGACAAAUUUUCUAUUUUAAAUGCAUGGAUGAGGGCGGUGUAGAAGCCGCCGUUUUGGAUUCCUUGUUUGUAGGCCAGUGGCCCACUAAGGACCUUGACUUUUUGCUGGGGUCAUCAAAUACUGAUAAAUCCAUACGACUCUAUGACGCCAAUUCAGGCUCAUUUUUGGACAGAGAAUGGGGUCACACAGAAGCAAUCAACGGCGUCUCUCUAGUCGAAGAUGACGACGGCACGAGGAAAGUUGUCAGCGUGGGUUCGGAUGGAACGAUUAUGGUUUGGACGCUGGAUCUAAACGAUCCUUCACCGAGGUCGAUGAGUAGGGAUCCAUCGCCGGUGAAGGAGGGAAACAACAAUAGUAGUCGACCGACGUUGCGAAAGGUUUUAUCUAAGGCGGAGCUGGCCGAAUUUCAACGUCCGUCACCAUCGCCAGCGGGACGUCGGUCACCUCCACGAUCAUUGCGCCGCCGAACAUCUCGACUCAAUCUUGGAACCGCCCCCUCAGUAAAUCGAACACCGGUUGGAAACCUGGCAACCAGCCCAAGUGACAGCGCCAUCAGUGAAGACACCCCAUCAAGGAGAAGGCCAUCGGAGAUUAACAGGGGUGACAGUCCUCCUGCCAGCCCAAAGUCGAGGGUUAGUAGAAGGCCCUCCAUGCCAGUUUUGUCCGCUGUUGCCAAGAGGAAGUCUUCGUCAAAUCUUCGCGGGGGCGGCUCUUUGAAUAUGGCAACAGAGCAGGCUUGCCGCACUCUGCGUGCAUACAGAAAGAAGCUGUCGUCUGCUGAGCCUAUUACUGCUGAAGGCUUGACGGAACUGGAUCAAGAAUUGCGUCUCACAGCUGCUGCGCUUGGUGAUCGCGCCAUCAGAAGCAAAGCUAUGAACGAGACAGUACUCAGCGGCCUUUUAGACCAGUACUCGGAGAGGCUGGUUACUUUAUUGGAUGAAAAAUUGCGGCUUACCAACCAGCUCCCCAAGGAUCGGGAAAUUGAGACCACCAGCAGUGACGAUCGACCUCGCAGUGCGGAUGGCUCGUCAAGCUCCUCGUCUCCAUAA
Metarhizium acridum CQMa 102 is the source of this 2964-nucleotide messenger RNA. RefSeq lists its product as uncharacterized. The record is from RefSeq and is a predicted model, not a curated record. NCBI's taxonomy places the organism in Eukaryota, Fungi, Ascomycota, Sordariomycetes, Hypocreales, Clavicipitaceae. Gene Ontology annotation, molecular function: protein binding.